AUGGCGGUGGCAUCAAAAUCUUUUGCCCGUGAAGGAGAGAAGAACAUGAACUGUCCAAUGAGAAAAGCAGCAGUACCGCCUGUUAAUGCAGGUGCUGUUUUGUAUUAUGAUUCUCGUAUGGGUAAGGAACAGAAAGUAGCCAUGGAUAUGGCAGCCAGAGAUUUGCAUCGCUUGAAUUGUUCUAUGCAGCUGGUUUUGCACCUUAAAGAUUCUCAUGGUAAUUCAGCUCGGGCAACUUCUACUGCAAUCCAUCUCAUUGACACCAAAAGAGUGCAAGCUGUCAUCGGAACACUGACGAUUCAGGAAGCUGCUCUAAUCUCCGAUAAUAGUAAAAGCUUCAAGGAUCAAGUACGUAUCCCCAUCCCCAUCAUUUCCCUAGCCUCACCUGCUAUCGUCCCAUCAUUGAUACCAAUUCAACCGUUCUUUUUCAUUCAAAUGGCUAGCGAUGUCACCCUCCACAUGAAGUGUAUUGCCGCCAUUAUAGGCCACUUUAGGUGGCGAAAGGUGAACACAAUUUACGAAAAGAUCAACAACAACAACGGGUUUUCUGCUGAACUAGAGACAUUAACCCUCCUUUCUGAUUCACUUCAUGUUGUGGAUUCAGCAAUUGAAUACCACUCAACUUUACCUUCCCUAUCCUCUCUGCCAGACCGGAAAGCAGCCAUUGAGAAAGAGCUGAUGAAGCUACGCAGUUUGAGCAAUAGGGUUUUCAUACUUUUGCAGUCUUCUUUAGAGUCAGCUAUUUUGCUUUUUGAGAAGGCAAAUCAAAUGGGUAUGAUGGAAAAAGGCUACGUGUGGAUCGUAACUGAUGAGAUUGCAAGCCUUCUUGAUUCUGUGGAUUCUUCUGUUACCUAUAACAUGCAAGGACUAAUUGGUUUUAAAACCAGCUUUGUUUCUUCCAGUGAAACUUUCAAGCAGUUUAAAACGAAAUUCCGAAAGAAGUUCGGAUCAGAGUACCCUGAAGAAGAGAAUGCUAACCCAAGCAUUUUUGCACUCCGAGCUUAUGAUGCAACUUUGGCCAUUGCUCAAGCCAUUAACAAAAUACAAGGAAGGGUUACCCCGAAAAAAUUAUCUCAACAAAUCAUGCUCAGCAACUUUGAAGGUCUAAGUGGAAAGAUAAACUUCAAGAACGGUACAUUGUCACAAGUGCCAGUCUUUCGGAUCAUUAAUGUGGUUGGCAAAAGCUACAAGGAGAUAGCAUUCUGGUCACCAGAAUUCAAUUUCUUAGAGAACUUCACCCAGUAUGAUAACUUGAAGGUAACAAUUGGUAAUGGUUCAUCAGGACUUUUGGGCCCAAUAUUUUGGCCAGGUGGCCUGCAAACAGUUCCAAAGGGAUGGACUUACAGUGGUGAGGAGAAAGCAUUGAGGAUAGGGGUUCCUGCCAAGGGUACAUUCAAUCAGUUUGUGAAAGUGACUUGUGAACAGGACCAGAACAGAACAUUCGUCUCCGGUUUUUCCAUUGAUGUGUUUGAAGCAGUUGUAAAGCGCCUUCCUUAUCAUUUGCCUUAUGUCUUGGUUCCAUUCUAUGGAUCAUAUGAUGAAAUGGUGGAACAGGUCUACUACAAGGGCCUGGAUGCAGCAGUUGGUGAUACAGAAAUAAUGGCAGAUCGGUUUCGAUAUGCUGAAUUUACACAGCCAUACGUUGAAUCUGGACUUGUGAUGGUAGUCAAAGUAAAACCAGAUAAGCUGAAAGAGGAAUGGUUGUUCAUCAAAGUCUUCACAAAAAGAAUGUGGCUAAUGAUAGUGGUGAUGCACCUCUUCAUAGGGUUCGUCGUUUGGUUAAUUGAACAUGCUGGUAAUCCUGAAUUUGAGGGCUUCGGAACUAUGCUUUGGUUUUCAGUUACUGUCCUAUUCUUUCUUCAAAGAGAACCAAUUAAGAACAGUUUGUCUCGUUUUGUGCUGGCACCAUGGUUUUUUGUCAUACUUAUUGUCUCGGCUAGUUUUACAGCAAGCCUCACUUCCAAAAUGACUGUCGCUAGGUUUAAACCGUCUGUCCCUGACAUUGUGACACUUCAGAAAACACAUGCAGCAGUUGCGUGUAAUGGAAACUCUUUCAUUGUAAGAUACCUGAUAAAUGUGUUGAACUUUAAGCCAGAGAAUAUAAGGGGAGUUCAUUCGAUAAGCGAAUACCCUGAAGCCUUUGAGAGAGAGGAAAUUGCAGCAGCUUUCUUCGUUGUCCCACACGCCAAAGUCUUCCUCGCAAAAUACUGCAAGGGCUACACCAUAGCAGGACCCACUUUCAGUCUUGGAGGUUUUGGGUUUGCUUUCCCAAAGGGUUCUCCUCUGGUUACAGACAUUUCAAAAGGAAUCCUUGAAGUGAAACAAAGUGGAGAAAUGAAACGGCUAGAAAAAUUCUUGCUUUCCUCUAAUAAUUGCUCCUCUUCGGCCAACUUAUACGAUGAUCUAGAACUAGGUCCCGAGCCUUUCUACAUCCUGUUCUUGAUUUCAGGUGGGAUUUCUGCAUUUGCAUUCGUACUUACCAUAGUGCGUCUAGCUCAAAAAGGUCAACUGAAGAUGACCUUCAUGCCAGCUGGAAUGGUAGAUGGCAGCAGAGUUUGGAUGUGGGCAAUAAUAUUUCUUGCUCGAAUCUACGUAAACUUUCCAUUUCCAUACAGAAUAAGGAUCUAA
Molecule: messenger RNA, 2628 nt
Organism: Juglans regia (Persian walnut)
Lineage: Eukaryota; Viridiplantae; Streptophyta; Magnoliopsida; Fagales; Juglandaceae
Product: glutamate receptor 2.5-like
Exons: 5
Coding region: 1-2628 (875 amino acids)
Cellular component (GO): plasma membrane
Molecular function (GO): signaling receptor activity; ligand-gated monoatomic ion channel activity
Source: RefSeq, a predicted model, not a curated record